AUCAGGGCCAACAACAUUCUCCAUCGAGCCCAAAAAUGACAAAUCUAAUCGGACCAGUGCCUAAGAGAAAGCAGGCCAAGCUCACCCAAUAGCCACCGUAGAAAAGUGGGCAUAAUUCCUUCCCGGGGUAAAGCCGUGCAGUGGUUGUUGUUGAACGAUGAUGGAAGGGAUGGUGGUGAAGCUACCUACUUUUCACUUUGUAAAACCGGCUACUUCUACUUCUCGGCGGGGCUUCCGCCGCAUCUAUGCUUCUCUUUCCGCCGUUAAAGAAAGCUCCGUUUCCCUCGGCCACAUCACCCGACCCGAUUUCCCCAUCCUCCACCAGGAGGUAAAUGGCUCGAAGCUCGUGUACUUGGAUAAUGCGGCGACCUCUCAGAAACCGACUGUGGUGUUGAAAGCCUUGCAGAAGUAUUACGAAGCAUAUAAUUCGAAUGUGCAUCGAGGAAUUCACUACUUGAGUGCGAAGGCGACGGAUGAGUAUGAGUUGGCUCGGAAGAAGGUUGCUGCUUUCAUAAAUGCAUCGGAUUCUAGUGAAAUUGUGUUUACCAGGAAUGCUACUGAAGCUAUAAAUUUAGUAGCUUACGCUUGGGGCCUUUCAAAUUUAAAACCAGGGGAUGAGAUCAUACUCACAAUUGCAGAGCAUCACAGUGCAAUUGUUCCCUGGCAGCUUGUGGCUCAAAAAACUGGUGCUAUUCUCAAAUUUGUGAGUUUAAACGAAGAUGAGGUUCCUGACACGGGAAAGUUUAGGGAAAUACUUUCGAGGAAGACGAAACUUGUGGUUGCUCAUCAUGUAUCUAAUGUGCUUGCUUCCGUUCUUCCUAUUGAAGAUAUUAUCGUUUGGGCUCAUGAAUUUGGGGCAAAGGUGCUCAUAGAUGCUUGUCAGAGUGUUCCCCAUAUGGUGGUUGAUGUCAGAAGCCUCGAUGCUGACUUUCUUGUUGCUUCCUCUCAUAAGAUGUGUGGCCCUACAGGCAUUGGUUUCUUAUUUGGUAAGAGCAGUCUCUUGUCAGCAAUGCCUCCAUUUUUAGGUGGUGGGGAAAUGAUAUCUGAUGUAUUUUUGGAUCACUCUACUUAUGCAGAACCCCCCUCCAGAUUUGAGGCUGGAACACCUGCAAUAGGGGAAGCAAUUGGACUAGGAGCUGCAAUUGACUACUUGUCUGAAAUUGGCAUGCAGAAGAUUCAUGAUUAUGAAAUGGCGCUAUCAGAAUAUUUAUAUGACAAACUCUCUACUGUUCCAAAUAUUCGGAUCUAUGGCCCAAAGCCUUCAAAGAACACUCACCGUGCUGCUCUUUGUUCUUUCAAUGUCGAGAACAUUCACCCUACAGAUAUUGCCACUUUUCUCGACCAACAGCAUGGAGUGGCAAUCAGAUCAGGUCACCACUGCGCUCAACCCCUGCAUCGCUAUCUAGGAGUCAGUGCAAGUGCGCGUGCCAGUCUACACUUCUACAAUACAAAGGAAGAUGUUGAUGAUUUUAUCCAGGCACUCAAUGACACAGUCAGCUUCUUCAAUUCUUUCAAGUAGGCUGUCACCAGUAUCCGUUGUAAGAGGUGUUUUCUUUUUCGCCAUGGCGAUUAUUAUGUAACGAUAUAUGGACACUCUUUAUCACACAAAACCAAAUCCCCAUGAGGUGUAUACUGGAUUGUAUGUAAGCAAAAUUUGUCAAAUACCCAUAUUGCUCUGUUAUACUUUCUUGAUUUAAAUCUUAAUUAACCUUUUUUUGUCCG
This is a messenger RNA of Rubroshorea leprosula, 1722 nucleotides long. Lineage: Eukaryota; Viridiplantae; Streptophyta; Magnoliopsida; Malvales; Dipterocarpaceae. The record is from the annotation of a GenBank genome assembly.